AUGACCACACUCGCCGAACUCUCUCCGAGGCUAUUAUUGUCAAUAUCCGACCAUCUUCCACUUGUUGAUUUUAUUUGCUUUUCCCUUUGCAAUCGUCGACUCCUUGCACUGUCUCUGAGACAAACAAACCGGCUGCCUCGCACAAAAGACGAUAACCUCUCCAUCUUGAUCCGGUUGGAAGGAGAUCUUCCACGGUACUUCGCUUGCGAUGUUUGCAACCUCAUUCAUCAGUAUGAUGGAUCUGAGACUUUUGGGCUCAGUGGAUUAGCUCAUGAAAGAACUUGCCAACUCUCAUGUGUGGGGGAGUGGUUUGGGAUGUCGUUCGUUAUGAGAACCCAUCCUGGCACCUAUUCAGCAAACCAUCUUUCUUUCCUCCAGCUAAAGAUUGCUAUGAGGAGGUUUUACUAUGGUCCCAGGUUUGGGAUCAGUACUGAUUCUCUAUCCGAUACACAAGUGCGCCACGCUAUACACGCAGACAGAAUCUCGCUAUUCUCAACGGAAGCACAAAUCUGUCCUGAGCCCCUUGGCCUUUGUAUCAGGAUGCCCGAUAUAAUGCUCGUUGGAACACCGAACAAUUUGAUUUAUUCGAUCUCUGCAUAUUGGGGUCCUCAAUGCAGGUAUGACCCAUGUCCACACACCCGCGCUGCUUCGUCGGCUGGACGGUUGUAUCCUCUUCCAUGCGAUCCUCACUCGGACCCAUGUCCACACAAUCUUCUUGUCGACCCGUCCUCACAUGACGGAGAGAAGGCCUCUUUCGCCCAUACCUGUCACGAGUGCAAUACGGAUACCCAGAUUGAAAUCAUUGAAUUUGACUCCAAAAUAGCUGUCAUCAUGAAAAGGUGGGUUAACCUGGGCCCUGGCCUUACGAAAGACGACCUAUUGUGGAGGAACCAUGUCCGGUUUGGACGACAUGAUGGAGAUGGCCCGAAACAGAGUGCUCGCAUGUGUUUUGAAGACAUGGCACCUCAAUCAUUCGAGGAUUUACGGUUCUCUUAA
Penicillium egyptiacum is the source of this 996-nucleotide messenger RNA. Lineage: Eukaryota; Fungi; Ascomycota; Eurotiomycetes; Eurotiales; Aspergillaceae. The record is from the annotation of a GenBank genome assembly.